ACUUAUUCAAAUAUACAGAUUAUGAACUGUACUACUUGGUUUAGGAUCAAACACGCUAUGGAAAUGCUCAAUUGGGAGGCAGAGAUCGUCCUAAUAUCGGAUGCUUUCAAUCUGCAGUUACCUUUUUGAUUCUGGUCGUUUCUUUAUAGUAUGUUCUCUUAUCAUCAUAUCAUCUUUUGCGACUAUUAUAAUAUCUGCAUUGUUAUGGUCCGGGGUAGCGUUCCGAAAAAGUGGCUAGUGGCCAGUGGGUUGGAUUAUAAAUAACACAGUGAACUGCUUAGGAGUGGUACAUUGAGAAGUUGAUUUGUCAUGCGGGUGCUAUUCUUGCAUAGGCAGCUUAUGUUUUUCGGAUCAGAGGUUAGGAAGACAAGAAAAGCUCCGUGAGAGUCCAUAGGGAUAGUCAUGUCACACCGGGAUCAACAAAAUUCGGUAUGAGAAGCGAUUCGAGUCUUCUCCACACAAUGCAAACGGUGUCACUUGUCAGGCCAAGGACAUCGAGUACCAUCACGUUUAACUAAAGUCAAUCAAAAUGUUAGACCAUAAAUGAAAGUUUAAAUCUCAAUUUGUUGGGACUAAUUUACGUCCGGGUCAAUUUAGAUAUAAUUGUGGUUAAUUAAAAUCGAACCGAAUGGUUUUCGCUAAGUAGCGGUUAAGUCCGGUUUAUAUUCAGUUCCAAAUAAUAAACGCAAACUCUCUCCCACUGCAUCAUCUUCAAAACAAGACCAAAAUUUUCUCUGGCAAAUGGAAGAAUCUUUGAAUCUUAAAGCAAGAGAACUUCUUGCGACUCCAAGCCAUGAAGGAGCAGAGAUUCUCGUCACACAACUCUCAAUGCCUCAAGAAACCAACGAAUAUCAAACUGCGUUUGCUCUCUUCAAUUUCUGCGCUGAUACUUUCCCAAAUUGCUUAACCCUAAUGUUCCUCAAACUAUAUCGAUAUUCUUCCAAUGGCGUAAUCAGAUUCCACACGAUAUAUCUCCUCUCUGAAACCCUCGCCGAAUUCAGACUCUCUCGCGUCGCUCUCCAUGAAAUCAAACCUCUUGUGAUUGAAUGCCUUGCGAUGCAAGAAACCAAAAAAUCUGACAUGAAGUACCUACGAAGAAUCGUUUCUUUAAUAACCUACAAUGUUGUGACUUGCAAUAAUGGUGGAUGGUUCGAGCUUAGUGAUUGUAUCCUCUGGCUAGCAGAUAACGAACCUGUCAAGGCUUUUCAUGUCUUCAUCGAUUUGCCACCAGUCUACAAGAUUUUCAUCGACAAGUUUAUGCACAAACUUUUAGAGAAAGCUGAGAAAGUUUUGCUUGAUCCUGUGAAAAUUAAUGUUGAAGAUUGGAGCUUGGCUUUAGAAACUGUUGUGAAAAUGGGGAUUCAGAUUUCGUAUAAAGAUAUGAGAUAUGUGAAAAUGGUAGAGAAUCUUCUUUCUAUUCUUGGGAAGUCAGUGAAGGAGCUAGUGGAGAAGGGGAAGGAACAGUUUUUGGUACAAGGGCUUGAACAUCUUGAGAAGUUCUUGGAAGUAGACAAGAAUCUGUAUAAUUACAAUAAGGAACAAUGUCAUUUCGUGAUGGCUUUCAUGUUUAGGAUCAAACGUUUUGGAACACAGAGUAAGGAGGUUUUAAAGAAGAUCAAUCGGUUGGUUCAAACACCGGGAAAUCGAGCAGGAAAACAUAGCCGUUUGAAGAUCAAUCCGUUGGUUAACACACCGGGAAAUCAAGAUCAUGGAGAAAAGUUUGAUCAUUUGAAUACUUUAUCAUCACUUGAAGUUUUGAAAAUCUUUGCGGCAACUGAUCUUGAAGAUAGGACCAGAGAGAUGGCUAUCAGACGACUCGAAGUUGUGCUCUCUGAUCACACUUCAAAGAGAGUGGAAAUAGACUUUUCAGAGAUGAGAGAACUCCAGCCAUUGCUUAACUCUUGCCUUCGGCAAGAAGGAAUCACAGACAGCAUGUUCAAAGUCUUAGGUGAGGUGGUGAGUCACGUUGCGUAUGAGAUCUUCAAACACCAAGAUGUUACAUGGUAUGCUUUACGCAACUAUAUUGCAUCGAGUAAAACAGAGUUCAAGAGAGCGGUUUAUAUCUUCCAGUGCUUAACAAUGCCACUUGAAAAUGAGGAGUUUCUCAUUCCUGUGAUUGAAGUUCUUCUCCCAGAGAUAAGUACAAGGCUAACUCCACCAACAGAGUUGUUGGUAGAUAACAGUUGCUGGGUUUUGGCGUUUACGGGUGCCUUCUUUGCAGCAAUUCACUUGAUAGAGAUCUCAAGUCACGCUGAAUCCUUAAAGGAGAUUGCACAUAAGAUGAUAGACUCAGUGAGAAAGCUUGUGGAACGAGGAAUGGAAGUUGGACUUGUGAGGAGAGCUUUCAGAGAUGUGGAAAGCAUUGUGAAGAAACAAUUGCGAUGGUAUGAUACAAGCGAGUACAAAUUGGUUAAGGGUCUGCUUUGGAGACUCUAUGCAAUCAAAGGCAUGAAAUGGGAAAGUAAAAUUGUGUUGUGGAGAAUCAACGUGAUUGUUGAGAGAGGAGUUGAUGAAAUGGUUAAAGAGCUGCCAGAGAAUGAGUUUGAUUGGCUGAACCUACCUGAGCCUUAGGGACUUUUAUACAAUCUCAAAUUCUCCAGAAACUAGUUUUUGAUGUAUAGUUUUCCUUGGUGGGAGAAAAUUGUAAAGAAACAAGUACUACAAGUUGUUAUCUUGAUUUUUUGCAAUGUACUCAGUUUUCAAAACACUUCACUCAAAGACUCUUCUGCAGUUAUUAUGCUUCUUGUUUCUAAUCUGUACACAAGGUUUGUCCUCUCAAGAUUGUUGUUCACAAGGUAUGCAAAGACAGUAUCUAAAACAUCUUGUUUCCGAAAGGACGACACUUUGCGGGUACUUGAUUAGUUAAUUUUCCCAAUUCUAUAUUAUGUCUGAAGCUACUAUAUAAUCCUAGCUAAUAUUGAUGUUGACAUAACAAAGGAUAACGCGCCACACCGUCAAUCUGGGAGACGGCUCCUUUUCCUGGUCACAACUUUUAGGCAGAUUAUGGCUAUAAAGAGGUAACUUCUAUGGACUACUACUACUACUGGUUCUUGAUUAUUAUACAGUAAUGCUUAUAAACAUAUGACAUGGUGAUUUGAGAAAUGAAAACCUUGUCAAUAUAUUAUGGCAAAUGGACAGAGUCAACGGAUGCAUUUUAAUAUCUUAGAUUCUUAAUCAAUAAUACAUCACUAAUAUUUUAAAAACUUACAUAAACAUCUUUUGUCAACUCAAAUCUCUGUUUGAUGUGUUCUUAUUAUUGAUAUCAAUGUUCAUAUUUCCAAUUUAAUGUGCAACUUUCAAUUUCCACUAGAUAAUUAUAUCAUACAAAAACAUGUCACUAUUUUACUAAUUUUCUGAACAAGUCAAGAUGGUUCCG
Molecule: messenger RNA, 3376 nt
Organism: Arabidopsis lyrata subsp. lyrata
Lineage: Eukaryota; Viridiplantae; Streptophyta; Magnoliopsida; Brassicales; Brassicaceae
Exons: 1
Coding region: 742-2571 (609 amino acids)
Source: RefSeq, a predicted model, not a curated record